AUGGAUCUGGAUGACUCCAUCCCUGCUACACAGCCUGCUUUUGCAGACUAUAAGUCUGAUUCUGACACCAGUCACAAGCUAGAGGUCUUGGACUGCAGUUCCACUCAUGAUAUAGAGGUCUUGGACUGCAAUUCCAACCUUGAGCCUCCACCACUUGCCCAAAAGCCCAUGUCUCACUCCAUCUUCCCACUGGACUUUUACUUGUUGGCUGCAAGUCAGAAGCAGAAAAUGUCGCCUCUUCUGGGUGACGACGAUGAUGUGCUGAUGCUGUCAUCUGAAGAUGAAAGUGUGGAGUGCACCAACACAAGUAUGGUCGCAGUCAAGACUGAACCUGUUGAACCAGUGUCCAUGUGCUGGUUGACAUCUUCAACCACUGUUGCUGCCAUGCUCAAAGCUCCUCCCACAAACCAGCUGAAGACUGAGACUUCUGCUACCACUGGAACAGUUGCCCCUGCCUCCAAAGCCAUCAUAUGCUCUGCAUACAGGAAGAAACAUCUCCCCAAGGGUUGCCAGAUGGAAAACAAGUAG
This is a messenger RNA of Suillus subaureus, 528 nucleotides long. RefSeq lists its product as uncharacterized. The coding region runs from base 1 to 528 and encodes 175 amino acids. Lineage: Eukaryota; Fungi; Basidiomycota; Agaricomycetes; Boletales; Suillaceae. The record is from RefSeq and is a predicted model, not a curated record. The transcript has 2 exons.